Fusarium mangiferae is the source of this 582-nucleotide messenger RNA. RefSeq lists its product as uncharacterized. Bases 1 to 582 code for a protein of 193 amino acids. The transcript is spliced from 2 exons. The record is from RefSeq and is a predicted model, not a curated record. Lineage: Eukaryota; Fungi; Ascomycota; Sordariomycetes; Hypocreales; Nectriaceae.
AUGUCAGUCCCCGUGAGCGCCCUUUUUGUCAUUGACAUCCAGAAAGAUCUGGCAUCAGAUGACAAGACCGAAAUCCCCCACGCUGAACGCAUACGCGAUGCCGGAGAACAAAUACUUGAGGUUGCAAGAGGUAUCGCUGCCGAUCCGAAACCCAUCAUAGUUUUUGUUCAGCAUGAAGAAUCGCCCGAGAGUGGUCCUCUUGUAACGGGUAGCAAGCCGUGGGAGUUGGUCUUCGAAAACGACCCAAACAGUACAAGAGAGUUGCUCGUGUCAAAGAAUCAACGAGACACUUUCAAGUCAAAUCCGGAUUUAGCUGGUCUCCUCAGGUCCAGAGGCAUUCAACACAUUGUUGCGUUUGGCAUACAAAGUGAGUGCUGUGUGCUGGAAACUUGCAAGGGCGCUCUGGAAGCUGGGUUUCGAGUCACGCUUCUUCAAGGUGCUCAUUCUACUUACGAUACCGAGAACAAACAGGCCGUUCAGAUCGAGCAAGAUGUUGAAAAUGGACUCAAGGCUCUAGGUGCUUCAGUGACUCCAUGGCAAACUGCUAUCGGUCAGUGGGCCAACACUGGAGUCUUAGGCUGA